Linum tenue is the source of this 1258-nucleotide messenger RNA. Lineage: Eukaryota; Viridiplantae; Streptophyta; Magnoliopsida; Malpighiales; Linaceae. The record is from the annotation of a GenBank genome assembly.
UUUAUUUAAAUAAUUAAUUGAAAGAGACUAUUAAAUUAAUUAGCGUAAGUCCGCGUGACGAGCUGAUCUUAUGAGUUGACGCGAGGAGAGUGGGCAUCACGCGCAUAUCGCGGUUAGUAGAUACUGCCACGUCACCGCUCGCCGGUGGGAUCCACAGUUUGCCUCCUCCGCCACUGGACAACGGAGGAGCUGGUGAAAGAGAGAGAGACAGAGACAUAAAUUAAAAAAAAAAAAAAAGGUCACGAGGGAAUUAUUCCUUCUAUCUAUAAAACCCCACAAACGGAGCCAUCAUCGCAUCGCCAUUGUUUCUCCUAUUCCCCCGCCCGCCUCUCCGCUCCCAGGAAAAAUCUCCCUCCGCACGCCGCCGGCUUGUUUGACCUUCCACCGCCACCGCCAAUCAUCUCCGUUCAGCUCCCUGACUCCGCUCCCUGCCUUAUUGUUUCAGUCUGAUCAUCCUUUCUCUGCUGCAGAGAGCCAAAUAGUUGCUACUGCUGAAGAACGAAUCUCUCCCAGUGGCCAAUCAAUGGCAUUCCAGCAAUUCUUCCCGCAGGAGUGGAAAUCAGUGGCAAGUGCAGCAGCAGCCACAACAGCAUCAGAAGAACCCAGUUUAAACGAUGGCUUCGACUGCAACAUCUGCUUUGAAUUCGCCAGAGAGCCAGUCGUCACCCUCUGCGGCCAUUUAUACUGCUGGCCCUGCAUCUACAAGUGGCUCCACGUCCAGAGCGCCUCCCUUCCUUCCGACGAGCACCCACAGUGCCCCGUCUGCAAGGCCGAUAUAUCCCACACCACAAUGGUCCCCCUCUACGGCAGAGGACAGUCUACAGAAGAAGAAAUCGAAGGAAAGACCCCCAGCAGCAGUGCCAUUCCCAUCCCACCUCGACCUCCAGCCUGCGGUACCCAGGCUCUUGCAACCAGCAGCACUCAAACAGGUCAGCAGCUUCCUUACCGAAACCCUUACCGGGGCAACCACCACCACAAUCCAUCGAUGGGGUACGCUAGCUUCGACGAAACUGCUACUUCCCCGUCGAUGCCUCCGACCAGUUUCCAGUACCACCCGGGGUACGGAGUGCUCGGGGAGGUUGUGUACGCGAGGGUGUUUGGUAACUCUGAUAGCUUACACGCCUACCCGAACUCGUAUCAGCUUACGCAGAGUGGCGGUUCGAGGUUGAGAAGGCAGGAUAUACAGGCGGACAAGUCCCUGAGCAGGAUCUCCUUCUUCUUGUUCUGCUGCGCUCUGCUGUGCCUCAUCGUGUUCUGA